Striga asiatica is the source of this 1806-nucleotide messenger RNA. The record is from the annotation of a GenBank genome assembly. Lineage: Eukaryota; Viridiplantae; Streptophyta; Magnoliopsida; Lamiales; Orobanchaceae.
AUGGGUGAAAUUUGUGGGGCAAGAAUGGGUGAAAUUCGUGCGACAGCUGCUGUCAGUCUGGAGUUCCUAGAUGUCGCUUACGAACUCAAACGAGGAAUAGGAAUCCUGAAAGGCAUAUCGGGUGCGGUCCGGCCCGGCGAGAUCCUGGCCAUGCUUGGCCCUUCAGGCAGCGGCAAAACCACCCUCCUGACCGCCCUUGGCGGCCGUCUCUCCGGUAGCCGCCGUCUCUCCGGCAACAUAACCUACAACGGCAGGCCGUUCUCGUCGGCCGCCAAGCGGGCCAUAGGGUUUGUGACCCAAGACGACGUCCUCCAUCCUCAUCUGACCGUGGGGGAGACCCUCAUCUACACAGCCCUCCUCCGGCUGCCGUCCAGCCUGUCCUCGGCCGAGAAGGCAAGGCACGCGGUUGCCGUGGGGGCCCAGCUCGGGCUGUCGAAGUGCUGGGACAGCAUUGUGGGCGGCCCGCUCAUGAGGGGCGUGUCGGGCGGGGAGAGGAAGCGGGUGAGUAUCGGGCAGGAGAUGCUCAUAAACCCAGGCCUGCUGCUGCUCGACGAGCCCACGUCCGGGCUCGACUCGACCAAUGCAUCAAGGCUCGUGUCGACGCUGCGUGGGAUGGCUGACGAAGGGAGGAGUGUCGUGAUGACGAUCCACCAGCCGUCGAGCAGGAUCUUCUACGAGUUUCACAAGGUCCUUCUGUUGUGCGAUGGGAGCCCUUUGUUCUUCGGGCAGGGAUCGGGCGCACUCGAUUAUUUCUCGGGAAUUGGGUUUGCCCCGUUGGUCCCCAUGAAUCCUGCUGACUUCUUGUUGGACCUUGCCAAUGGUAUUUCUACUGUGGAUUCGGACGAGGGUCGAGCUGAGAUUCAGAAGACGUUGGUGGCGGCUUACGAGACACAUUUAUCAAGUAAUGUGAAAUCGGAAAUAAAUGUUGCGGAUGAAGGCAGUCGGUUGAAUUUCCCACUACACGGUGAUAAGCAGCCUAGUAUGUGGUGGCCUAACAAUUGGUGGUUGCAAUUCUCGGUGCUUUUUACUAGAGGGAUCAAAGAAAGGAAGCACGACUCGUUUUCUAUACUCAAGGUCGUCGAGGUUCUCAUCGUGGCUAUUGUGAGCGGUCUAAUCUGGUGGCAAUCCAAAACCAGUCACUUACAAGACCAGGUCGGGCUUUUCUUCUUCUACUCGUCGUUUUGGGGCUUCUACCCUCUAUUUCAAGCCAUCUUCACUUUCCCUCAAGAAUGCACUAUACUCUCCAAGGAAAGAUCUUCCGGCAUGUACCGAUUGUCAUCCUACUUCAUGGCUCGGACUCUUGGUGACCUUCCAAUGGAGUUAGUCCUUCCCACCGUAGCCUACACCAUCACCUAUUGGAUGGCGGGUCUUAGGGCCACAAUAGGAUCCUUUUCGUUGGGCCUACUCGUUCUUUUAUACAGCGUGAUGUGCACUCAAGGGCUUGGGCUUGCCCUUGGUGCGGUGGUCAUGGACUCGAAAUCAGCCAUCACGCUUGGCUCGGUUAUCAUGCUGACCUCAUUGCUGUCCAGCGGGUACUAUGCUCAACACGUGCCAAGAUUCGUGGGCUGGAUUAAGUACAUCUCGAUUCCACAGUACACGUACAAGCUACUUUUGGCUUCGCAAUACGCGCCUGGCGAGACAUAUCCUUGUGGCGCUAACAAGACUUGUCGAGUUGAGGAUUUCCCGGCGAUAGCAACUGUCGGGCUCGAUGGUAUUGUCGUGUCUGUGAUCACCAUGGCUGUGUUGCUUGUGGGGUAUCGACUUGUAGCUUAUAUUGCCCUCAUGAGGAUUGGUAGGAAUUAUUAG